Messenger RNA from Myotis brandtii (Brandt's bat), 1458 nucleotides. RefSeq names its product ubiquitin-conjugating enzyme E2, J1 (gene UBE2J1). NCBI's taxonomy places the organism in Eukaryota, Metazoa, Chordata, Mammalia, Chiroptera, Vespertilionidae. The record is from RefSeq and is a predicted model, not a curated record. Bases 98 to 1033 code for a protein of 311 amino acids. The transcript is spliced from 8 exons.
CUUCCAAAAAUACUUAAGGAUUUGCAAAGACUCCAGAAAAGGGUGAGGAUAGUGAUUGAACAGAGCUUUGGUAACUUGGGUGCUGCCAAGCGAAGAAAUGUUCUUAGCUGUUAAACGUUUAAUGAAAGAAGCGGCAGAAUUGAAAGAUCCAACAGAUCAUUAUCAUGCACAACCUUUGGAGGAUAAUCUUUUUGAAUGGCACUUCACAGUUAGAGGGCCCCCAGAUUCUGAUUUUGAUGGAGGAGUUUAUCAUGGACGAAUAGUACUACCACCAGAGUAUCCCAUGAAACCACCAAGCAUUAUUCUUCUAACGGCUAAUGGACGAUUUGAAGUAGGCAAGAAAAUCUGUUUGAGCAUCUCAGGACAUCAUCCUGAAACUUGGCAGCCUUCAUGGAGUAUAAGAACAGCAUUGUUAGCCAUCAUUGGGUUUAUGCCAACAAAAGGAGAAGGAGCCAUAGGUUCUCUAGAUUACACACCUGAGGAAAGAAGAGCACUUGCCAAAAAAUCACAAGAUUUCUGUUGUGAGGCAUGUGGCUGCACCAUGAAGGAUGUCCUGCUGCCUUUAAAAUCUGGAAGUGAUUCAAGCAAGGCUGACCAAGAAGCCAAGGAACUGGCUAGACAAAUCAGUUUUAAGGCAGAAGUCAAUUCAUCUGGAAAGACUAUUGCUGAGUCGGACUUAAACCACCCUUUUUCACUAAAUGAUUUACAGGACAAUAUGCCUACCACAUUCCAGGGUGCUACAGCAAGUACAUCGUAUGCAGUCCAGAACCCCUCAGGAGAAUCCCUUCAACCACCUGCCCCACCUGUAGCUAAGAAUACCUCCAUGAGUCCUCGACAGCGCAGGGCCCAGCAGCAGAGUCAAAGAAGGUCGUCCAGUUCACCAGAUGUCAUCCAGGGCCUGCAGCCCAGAGACAACCACACUGAUCAUGGCGGAUCUGCUGUACUGAUUGUCAUCUUGACUUUGGCACUGGCAGCGCUUAUAUUCCGACGAAUAUAUCUAGCCAAUGAGUACAUAUUUGAUUUUGAGUUGUAAUACUGUUUUGUGUCUUAAGAGCUGUGACUCAACUGCUUCAUUAAACAUUCUUCAUUGGGUAUAGUCUAAGAAUUGUUUACAAAAAUUUUAUUUUGUAUUUACCCUGCAUUCCUUUUUUUUAAUCCUUAUAAAUUCAGUAAAACUAUAGCUAGUCAUUCAGACUGUGUCCUGCUUAGUUUAAGGGACUGGAAGUGAAGUCCCUUGUCUCAUUAUAUAGCCUGCUUUACAGGGAAAUAAUAUGUUAUUUCUCAUGCUUCAGCUUCUUUUUAUGUAAAUUUGUGAUAGUUUCUGUAUAGCCCUUUUAAAUUUUUGGAUAAAAGAUGGUGUUUUUAAGUUCCAAUGAGUAUUAGUAGUUAAUAUAAUUUAUUCAGUACUCUGUUUCUACUUAUAUCGAAUGAUAGAGGGAUAAGAGUUAAAAAGGCAAA